UCUUUCUUUCUUUCUUUCUUUCUUUCUUUCUUUCUUCCUUUCUUUCUCCAUUAAAGCUGCAGGAAUCUUGCCGUUGGAAACCAUAGUAACGUGUAGCGUACAUAUUAUGGGAUGCGGUAACUAUAGUGACGUAUACUCAAAAUGAGGUGACAGAAAACGGGUAUAAAUAAUUGGCAUUAUUAUAGCUGAAAAUACAAAAUUAGUCGUUUUAUUGUGAACAGAUCAGGCUAAAACAAAUACGAGUGACUGAAACAUGAGCAUUUAUUUGUCCUAAAGCGAGAGAAGCAGUGAGUACAGUGUCACAGAUCAUCUAGGGGACUGUAAUAUAAACCCAAACAGUUAGAAAACUAUCACAAACAGUACACUUUCCUGGAUUAGAUUAAUACCAGUCGAGGAGACAACUGAAGGAAUACGAUUUAAUGUUAUAUGGUCUAAAACACAGCCGAACAGCCUCAGAAGUGAGUACAGUUAACCAGAGGAGGGAAAAAGUGCAUCAGGAUUGGACAUGCUAAUGGAGAUGUCCAUGUAGCCAUGCUGAGUUGGAGCUCAGAAAACACACAGAGGGAUGAUGGUUUCAGGCGUCACUUUCUGUUCAAUCCAAGACGGGGAAACAGGAUUUAUUAUAACACUCAUCAACAUUCAAAAGAUCUGUUCUUCAAACACACGUCAUCUCUUUUACCUCCAGUUGCCAAUCCAACACGCAGUGUAAACAGCAAGGAAUCACCUUUCCCUGUUACAAAGUCCUGUACUUUAAUAAGAUGGAUACAGACUUAACGCCGCAUCGUCAGUUCCAGUAUCGAUUACGACAGCAACAAACAACAAAACCAGCAACUCUAAAAAUAGGAGGAUUGAGAGCCGAGUGUGUAAUCUCCCCAACAUUAUGUUAGCCACCACUGAUCAGUCGUACGCAGAUCCACUAUUGGGAGCUUCCUCGUUGUUCAUCCAGAGACUUCUGGAAAUGUCCAGCCUGCAGGAGAAAACAGUCCGCCAAGAGAAGGUCAAAGAACUCAAGAACAGGAGACACGAAGACUAAUCAUACAAUCUGAUGAUCAUACAAUAGACAAUAAAAGCGAUUCUCAGUCAGAAAUCAAACAUAAAGAGUUCGCCAAAUUCAGAAUGUGGUCAGAAAGCCAAGACAUGUUUGUCAUAUGUGACUGCAAAUGUGCUUUCUUUAGUUUUGCACCGUAGCUACAAAGCUAAUGUAGCUAAUUAAUGAGGGAAGCUUAGAGCCUUAUUAGGGCAUCAUGGAAAUUAACAUCACACUCAGUUAAGUCUGCUUUGUCUAGUUGUUCAGCAUCAUGUUGACUUUGCCCAGUUUGACUGAAUCAAAUAAUGUCUAAUGAAUAAGUGUGAAUCAAAUAAUGUCUUUCAAGGAAAGUGUGUAAUGAUUUGAGUAUGAAGUUUAAAUAAAAAACAAACUUUUUACUAGCUAAAACUUAUAGCUAGCUAAAAAAUAUCUGUACUUGGUCAAAAUACCAACAAUAUAUAUAUAUAUAGCUACAGAUUACAAGUCGUCUGCUUGGUAACUAGUGUUGAAUGAUUUCUAGAACAGUACAGUGAAGUCAAACUCAAACCGCCGCGUGUGUGUGUGUGUGUGUGUGUGUGUGUGUGUGUGUGUGUGUGUGUGUAUGGGUGGGGGUUCGCACAUAUGUAAGAGUACACUAUUGACUCUGCCCAUAAUUAGCAUAAUUAAUCAUCCAUUGGGUGGAGCCAUCAUAGUGUCAGAAUCACACGGGAACUUGUGCUCACAUGUUCACGUGUCGUGGUUGGAACGGUAUGCUUUCAACUCUUUGUUGAAAUAAAACUACUAAAUAUCUAUACAUACCGUAAUUUAUUUAUUUGAUGAAUUAUUUAAAAGGAUCUAAAUUUGAUCGGAUUUGACCAUAACCAUAUUCGAUUCACUGACAAAUGAAUCGUUUGAUUCACCAACAACUAAAUCAGUUUGUGACUCACACACAACUACAUUAUUAAACAUGCCACAUGCUGACUCAUUACUUUUGCCAAAUGAAUCUUGUCCUAAAUGAUUCAAGAAUAGAUUUAAUUGUGUUGUUGUCUUUGUCUUAGAUACAAAACCCCAGCAAUGCCUUUGUCAUUGUUAAUGAGUGUGUGUAUUGAUCAGUGUCCUUAUCGAUCAGUGUUUUAAUUGAUUGUUUGUAUGGAUGGAAACACACACACACACACACACACACACACACACACACACACACACACACACACACACACACACACACACACACACACACACACACACACACACACACACACACACACACAUUUAAACCACAGACUGAGAGGUGCUGAGUGUCUGUUGGUGUAUUUUAAUUUAACAUUUUUAUAAAGUAGCAGCAGUAUGAGUUCCCUGUUCCGCAGUGAGGAGAUGUGUUUAUUGCAGCUCUACUUUCAAACUGAUUCAGCGCUCAGCUGCAUUAAUGAGCUUGGCCUUCUGGGACUUGUCGAGUUCAGAGAUCUAAACCCAGGGAUGAGUUCAUCUCAGAGGAGAUUUGUAAAUGAUGUGAGGAAGUGCGAGGAAAUUGAAAGAAUCAUAAAGUAUUUGGAAGGUGAAAUAUUGCGAUCUAAUGUUCGCAUCCCUUCCGGAUCACACAGUGAGGAAACUCGGUGUAGCAGAGACACGAUGGAGCUCGAGUCUGAGGUAAAAGCGCUAGAGCAGGAGCUAAAGGAGAUCAGCUUUAAUCACGCAGCGCUGAAGAGGAACCUGACCGAGCUGCUAGAGUCCAGCGCACUGCUCGGCAUCAUCCAUGAAGUCUUCCAGGAGCGUGAUGUGCAGCCGUCCUGUACUGACCUUCAGGAAGAUGGGCCGCACAUCACUCAGCGCUUAAACAGCAUCAGCACCAUCACAGCUCCCAAACUUUGGUUUAUCGCCGGGGUGAUUAAACGCGAUCGCUUCCCCGCGUUUGAGAAAGUCCUGUGGCGUCUUUUUCAUGAGAAUUUCCUGCUGCGCCAUGCUGAGCUUCAACAGCACCCAGAGGACGGCACGGUGCAGAAAGACGCGUUCAUCAUCUGCGUACAGGGCGAACAGGUGCAGGGAAAAAUCCGAAAAAUAUGCGAAGGGUUUAGUGUCAGUUUGUACCCGUGCCCGAACACGAUACAUGCUCAAGAGGAGAUGAAGCGUAACUUACAGACACGCAUCAAGGAACUGCAAAUGAUUUUGCGUCAGUGUGAACAAUUCUGUGUCGCGGUUUUAAAUAAAGCAGCAAACAGAGUUACAGGCUGGUCCAACCAGGUGCACAAGAUGAAAUCCAUCUACCACACACUCAACCUGUGCAACAUCGAGAUCACACACAAUCUGACCAUCGCAGAGAUAUGGUGUCCGGAGUUAGAUCUCGGACACGUUCAACGUGCGCUCAACAAAGCCGCUGAACACGCAGGUUCCAGCAUCAGACCCGUGCUGAAUCGCAUACAGAGCCCCGAAACUCCGCCCACGUUUAACAGGACGAACCGUUUCACCGCAGGCUUUCAGCAGAUCGUGGAUACAUACGGCGUGAACAGUUAUCAGGAGAUUAAUCCAGCUCCAUAUACAGUAGUGACGUUCCCGUUUCUGUUCGCUGUGAUGUUCGGUGAUUGUGGUCACGGGCUUGUCAUGUCUUUGAUCGCUGCCUGGAUCAUCAGAAAUGAACAGAAGUUAAAGCAACAGAAGAAUGAGAUCACGUCCAUGCUGGUGGGCGGCCGCUACAUCAUUUUGCUCAUGGGCCUUUUCUCUAUCUACACUGGACUCAUUUAUAAUGACUGCUUCUCCAAAUCAUUCAACAUGCUUGGCUCGUCAUGGAGUAUCAGAGCCAUGUUCUGGCCCAGGGGACCUUGGAGAAAUGAAACCCUGCACAAUUCGGAUCAUCUUCAGUUGGACCCUUCAGUACCAGGAGUUUACUCUGGAACUCCGUACAUGUUUGGAAUCGACCCAGUGUGGAAUAUUGCAUCAAAUAAACUCUCCUUCCUAAACUCCUAUAAAAUGAAGAUGGCACUUAUAAUUGGAGUUUGUCACAUGACCUUCGGUUUGACCCUGAGUAUAGUUAACUACAUACAUUUCCGAAAUCUCCAAAACGUGUUGCUGUGCUUUGUGCCAGAGCUCAUCUUCUUGCUGUCUCUGUUCGGUUACCUCGUCUUCCUCAUCGUUUUCAAGUGGUGCAUGGGUGUACAGUGUGACAGUAGCAUUCUCAUUAUCUUUAUCAACAUGAUGUUUUUCAACCACAAGGCUGAUGAGAAAUUCAUCUACAAUGGACAGAAAGCUGUCCAGAUAUUCCUGGUGGUCCAGGCUUUGCUAAUGGUCCCUAUAAUGCUGCUAAUAAAACCACUGCUCACUUACAGAAGUCAAGAAAUGAUCACAGACAAGGUCAGUCUGAGUGAUGUGUUUGUGUGCGAAGCAAUCCACACCAUAGAACACUGCCUCGGCUGCGUCUCCAAUACAGCGUCUUAUCUGCGGCUGUGGGCUCUCAGCCUCGCCCACUCAGAGUUAUCUGAGGUGUUAUGGCGGAUGCUGAUGCGCGUCGCUCUCUGCUCGGGUUCAUCACUGACACUCACGCUGAUCUUCUGCUGCUUUGUGUUGUUAAGUGCAUCAGUCCUGAUAGUCAUGGAGGGGCUGUCUGCAUUUCUGCAUGCUUUACGUCUGCAUUGGAUUGAAUUUCAGAACAAGUUUUAUAAAGGAGACGGAUUUAAAUUCACACCCUUGUCCUUCAAGAACAAAGAAACAGCCACGGUGAAGUAUUAAAUAUGAUUAUGACUAAAAAGUUUGAUAUGCAUAUAUGUAACACCCAUCACACAGUACAUUACAAUCGCAUGUGAUACAUUAACACAAUGAGCAUUGAUGUAGAAACUAUUUAGUUUAACUACGGUCACCUUGACGGCUGGGUGUAUAAAAAUGUUCUGUACAAAGAUAGAAGCUUCAUUCUGUUUUCCUGUGGUUUCUAUAGAUAUAGCGAAAAAGAAACUCUCUGUCAUUAUUACUUUUUUUUUAUUCAGAACGAAAAGCAAAAAUGUUUAAAGCGCUGGACAUUGUAAUGUAAAUGAAAAUCAGAUGUAUGUACACUGCUUAUUUGUUCAAAAAAAUGUUCCUUCUAUGUGUUGCAUGUUAUUGGGACUUAAUUGGGUCCACUUCAAAACUUGAUCAAUAAAAUAAAUUUUUUCAAAU
Messenger RNA from Tachysurus fulvidraco (yellow catfish), 5140 nucleotides. RefSeq names its product V-type proton ATPase 116 kDa subunit a 1. Gene Ontology annotation, molecular function: proton-transporting ATPase activity, rotational mechanism; ATPase binding. The transcript is spliced from 24 exons. The record is from RefSeq and is a predicted model, not a curated record. NCBI's taxonomy places the organism in Eukaryota, Metazoa, Chordata, Actinopteri, Siluriformes, Bagridae. Gene Ontology annotation, biological process: proton transmembrane transport; vacuolar acidification. Bases 2351 to 4720 code for a protein of 789 amino acids. Gene Ontology annotation, cellular component: plasma membrane; vacuolar proton-transporting V-type ATPase, V0 domain; vacuolar proton-transporting V-type ATPase complex.